AUGUCAUUGUCAUCCAUGUUGCUAUCGCCGCUAUCACCAGCACAGCUGUCAUUUGCUACCAGCGUUGCCGUCGUCGCUUUACCAACUCUCCACGGCAAAUGCGUUUUGAUUGAGGGACGUUUGGCUACCUGUAAUCUUGCAUGGGAUGGCCUAAACAGUACUUCGGGGACUGGUGAUUUAGCACUGAGAAAGAUAUACAUUGGAGGUCUUUCUCCAAACAUAUCCAGCGAAAUCUUGCUCAAUUUCUUCGGUAGGUAUGGUGAGAUUGAAGAAGGUUCGGUGGCAUACCAUAAGGAGACUAACAAAUCAAGAGGAUUUGGUUUUGUCACUUAUAGGACAGCUGAGGGUGCAAAGAAAGCCAUAGAUGAUCCAAAUAAGACUCGGGGUCGGCUAUACAAAACACUCAGUUUUCAUUUUUGCUCACAACAAGUAUUUCUUGUUGCCCCCUCAACAAAAUCUUUACAUAUACAGGGAAGGAACAUUACUGCGAAGCUAGCUGAUGCCCCUAGGAGCAAAGUAAUACAAGCACAAGUUCCGACUGCUGUUGUCCCUAUGCACAUCCCAGUUCCUAUUGGAUAUGCACCGAUGGGAAAGGCACAGGUGGGCAGCUAUGCUUCGUAUCCACCAACAAUGGCAGCAUAUCUCACUGCUUAUGCCUCAACCCAGUUCACAACUGCAGCACAGGUUUCGCACCCACAGACAGGGAAAAGGAAACAAGUUGUAGUGCCUGCCGUAGAGUCAAAUGGAGUUACUGGCUAA
Messenger RNA from Zingiber officinale, 759 nucleotides. Its product is annotated as RNA-binding protein 24-B-like. Gene Ontology annotation, molecular function: RNA binding. The transcript has 3 exons. The coding region runs from base 1 to 759 and encodes 252 amino acids. NCBI's taxonomy places the organism in Eukaryota, Viridiplantae, Streptophyta, Magnoliopsida, Zingiberales, Zingiberaceae. The record is from RefSeq and is a predicted model, not a curated record.